Messenger RNA from Colletotrichum truncatum, 1668 nucleotides. Its product is annotated as ferric reductase transmembrane component 5. NCBI's taxonomy places the organism in Eukaryota, Fungi, Ascomycota, Sordariomycetes, Glomerellales, Glomerellaceae. Gene Ontology annotation, molecular function: ferric-chelate reductase activity. Gene Ontology annotation, cellular component: plasma membrane. The record is from RefSeq and is a predicted model, not a curated record. Gene Ontology annotation, biological process: copper ion import; intracellular iron ion homeostasis; iron ion transport.
AUGAAUGAGUGGAAUUUAAAGCUCUAUGCUAUCAUUCUAAGCGCAGUCGCCGCCCUCUUUAUUCUCUGUCAUUGGUCACGGCUCCUCGACAAGAAAACCUCUUUUUCAGCAAGACUAUGCCAAAAGCUACCGGGCUUCUCGUGGAUAACCAAGGCAUCUCGUCGAAUUCGGAGUCUUUCUGUUGGAAAGUUUCUCUACUUUCCUUCGGGAGGUCAUGCAGUCCUGACUGUUGCAUUCAUUGCCGUCAACAUCGUCUUGUCCUUUCAUCAUGUGGAGAGACAGACGAAGAAUUUCGCUUCAAGAUUUGGAUGGAUGACAACUGCCAACAUGGCUCUUUCCGUGUUUUUGGCGCUCAAAAACACACCGCUUGGGAUUCUGUCCGGGCAGUCGUAUGAACGCUUGAACUUCCUCCACCGCCUAGCUGGCUGCACCGCUGUGCUUCAAUUGGUACUCCACGCUAUCUGUUAUACGGUCCAUUUCGCCAAAAAUGACAGAUUGCCUAUUCUGAUUGAAGAAGACAACUGGCAUGGCAUUGCGGCUGGCAUUGGUAUGAUUAUACUACUUCUAGGGAUAGCCAGAAAUCUCAGGUACGAGGCUUUCUACAUUAGCCACAUCCUGGGCUUUUUGCUUGCCACCAUUUUCGCAGCUCUUCACAGACCCCAUUGGGUAUGGAAAAUCCCCAUAGCAAUGGUCUUCAUUGCAGCGAUCUGGGUUAUCGAUCGCAUUAUCAGGGGAGGCAGAUUGUUGAUUAAUCUCAUCAACAAUCACGCCACAAUCUACCAACUGCCUGAUAACGGGGUGCGAAUUGUGAUCAAGAAGCCACUGCUAGGAGCUGUACCAGGAUCACAUUGCUUUGUUUGGAUUCCGAGCAUCCGAGCAUUCCAAACUCAUCCCUUCACCAUCGUGUCCAACACCCGGGCUGGUGGCCUAGAGUUGGUUUUGAAUUCGUACAGUGGAUUCACCAAAGCCGCUUAUGACUGUGCUCAUCCUGUCACUGGGACAGUGGUACGCGCAUCUGUUGACGGACCUUACGGAGCUUUUCCCAAUCCGAAGAAUUACGAUACAGUAAUUCUGAUUGCAGGCGGAACUGGUGCUUCUUUCACAUUUGGCUUGGCGACAAACUUGCUACAGCAUCUCCAGUCUAAUUCUUCUACGCACGUAGAGUUCAUUUGGGCUGUAAGAAAGAAAGAGAAUUUGGAAUGGUUUGCGGACCAUGUCCGAUCUUUGCGUCAGCAGCAGUCUGGGAUCAACAUGAUGUUGCAUGUUACUAGACAAAGCACAAAUGAAUCACUCGGUACCGCACAGAAGUCUCUUGAAUCUUCAACUCCGGCGCCUGAACCUACAUGCCUGGAGAUUUCAGAUCAGGCUCCUUCUGGUCCGAUGUUCAGCAACGCCGAAUCGAAAUUACCCAGCUAUGACACCAAAGAAAUAUCCAAGGAAGCCAGAAGCAUUGAGGAUAUCGAUAGUCUCUGUGAUAUCAAAUAUGAUAAGUUAGAAGUCGUCAACGUCAUAGAUCAGGCGCUUGGAGUUAUAGAGCAUGGGCAAAAAGUUCUUGUCGCAGGCUGUGGGCCACGACCACUCACAGACCUUGUACGAACGGCCGUUGCCCGUCAUAUGGCUUCGGGGGAACUCAGUAUUGACAUUCAUUGUGAGAACUUUGGAUAUUGA